AUGGACAGUGUGCUGGACCCUUUCUCCGGACUCGACUCCUUCUCCUCCCCUCCUUAUUUCGACGAUGACGACUUUUUCACCGACCAGUCCUCGAGGGACGGACACUUGGACACUGACGACUUUCUCGAUGACGACGUGGACUUCCUCACGAGUCAUUUCCAAGACUAUUACAGCAAAGACUGUGGCGGCAGAGCGGCGCCGCACGAUGGAGACUACGACAUCGGCAACCUGUCCUUCUCCUCCUCGUCCUCCACAUUCUCGUACGGCUGCGCAGACAGCACCCCGGACCUGUCCCCUCAGAUGGGCCACCACGGCGGGCCGCUGCUGAAGCGGAGGCGGCGGAUGAGGUCUGAGACGGAGAUGCAGCAGCUGCGGCAGGCGGCCAACGUCAGGGAGCGGCGGAGGAUGCAGUCCAUCAAUGACGCGUUCGAGGGGCUGCGCUCCCACAUCCCGACACUGCCCUACGAGAAGAGACUGUCCAAGGUGGACACUUUGCGACUCGCCAUUGGAUACAUCAACUUCCUCGCCGAGCUCGUGCAGUCGGAUCUGCCCAUUAGAAACUCCAGCAGCGAGACGCACGUGCAGCCCAAGAAGGUCAUUAUCUGCCACAGAGGAACAAGGUCUCCCUCCCCCAGCGACCCGGACUACGGCCUCCCUCCCCUGGCCGGUCACUCUCUGUCUUGGUCGGACGAGAAGCAGCUCCGUGAACAGAACGUCAUCCGCACCGCCAAGGUCUGGACACCGGAGGACCCCCGGAAACUGCACAACAAAGCGGGCCUCACAGACAUUGAAAAUGAGCCUCCUUUCGGCCUCGUGGCCUGA
Messenger RNA from Morone saxatilis (striped sea-bass), 822 nucleotides. RefSeq names its product pancreas associated transcription factor 1a (gene ptf1a). Gene Ontology annotation, biological process: developmental process; regulation of transcription by RNA polymerase II. Gene Ontology annotation, molecular function: protein dimerization activity; DNA-binding transcription factor activity, RNA polymerase II-specific; RNA polymerase II transcription regulatory region sequence-specific DNA binding. The record is from RefSeq and is a predicted model, not a curated record. Lineage: Eukaryota; Metazoa; Chordata; Actinopteri; Moronidae. The transcript is spliced from 2 exons. Bases 1 to 822 code for a protein of 273 amino acids.